Molecule: messenger RNA, 4426 nt
Organism: Cynoglossus semilaevis (tongue sole)
Lineage: Eukaryota; Metazoa; Chordata; Actinopteri; Pleuronectiformes; Cynoglossidae
Gene: saxo4
Product: stabilizer of axonemal microtubules 4
Exons: 12
Coding region: 2733-3692 (319 amino acids)
Molecular function (GO): phosphatase binding
Source: RefSeq, a predicted model, not a curated record
GCUUCACAGUUCUUCUCCCUAUUUCCUAUGUGGAUGUCUGGGAUUAUACCACUCUCCAAAAAUGGUCCCAUCACAAUUGCGUUCUGGAGUUAAGCUUUAUGGUUCUAUGGUGUAGCGGUUAGCACGCCUGCCUCGGAAAGCAGGAAGCAGAGAGUCCUGCGUUUGAUUCCUAGAUGAACCUCAUGCUUGGCGCUUGCCAGGGGGCAGCCUGUUAACAGCAUGUCUGCUGCGAACACAAGAGUUUCCCAAAUAUGGGAUCAGUAUAGUAUACGUUUAUUUUAUUUAUUUUUAUGUUAAGGUUUAGUCUCGGACUAGUCCGACGUGUUGGAAUCAUGUUGAUGUGUAUAUAUGUGUAUCAUUAACCAAAGAAAAUGAAAAAUGUUAGUUGUAGACCCCCCCAGUUGUCUGAAAGUUUUGCUUCCUUGAAAUCUUCUUCUUCACCGUGACUCAUGUUCACACCGCCGCGUUGCUAACUGGAGGUUUAGUUGCAGCACAUCAAGGAUCAAAUUGCGAAACGUAAACAGCUGAACAACUUACUGGCCCAUCAACAUAAUGCAGAAAUAGAUUGCUUCUCUCUAAUCUCCUCCUCAUCAGGUCACAGAGUAUGGCUCGCCGUCUUUGUGUCCCAAAACGUACGUGUCCCGACUUAAAAUGGUUCAUUUUACACUCCAACGGCUCCGUGCUCGUCGCCGCGUGCCGCCGUGGCAUUACUCACUCUGAGCUCAGAAUGGGAAAAGAUGACAGUGCAGUUUGCUUCAAUCCUCGCGUCCCCAACAUUUGCCUAUUAAGUACAGAAGUCAAGGAAGGAAGCGGGGAGACGAUAAGACAGGUCAUUAAAGUAGAGUGGCGCAGAUGGACGUCCGAGGUGUGUGUCUCACGAAAACAUGGGUCAGAGCUGCGAAUUUGUAUUUAUGUCUCCGUAAACUUGGGCCCUCAGGAACAAAAAUAAAAAUCCUGUUAACAGGAAAACCUUUUUGAACCAGAACAUCAGGAGCAGCAGUGAACAAGAGAGAGAGAGGGAGACAAACACGAGGACAAACUCAACGCCGACAGACGUCCCGCAGACGUGGCCGAGGUUUCAUCCCUCACUGAAGUACAACAGACGGCUGCAGGCCAGCCAAGUGCAUCGACUCGACGGGAGACACCUGCUAGCAUCACCACUAUAUCUAUUUUUGGAAACACUGCACCCAUCGUUCCCCUCCCUCCAGCUUCCUCUCUGAGAGUUACCUCAGUGUAGUUUUGCGUUACUUCCUCCUGUUGGCGUCGUGUCUGAAUUAGAGUGAGAAUAAUUGACUAAACCGCAGAGGCGAACGACCCGAGGAGAGACGUGGGUCCACGGGGGCUUCAUUUCAAACAGAUCACAGCAGGUGCCUCCACCCAUCUAUCCCUCCACCCUGACAUUCCGAAUCAAGUUCUUCCAGUCGGUGAAAUUAUCUACUGUAAAUUAUCAACCGACUGAAAUGAAAAUCUGAGAUUGGUCUAUUUCUGCUGCACGGAUCCCGGAGAAAUUAUAAUUAGAAAUGCCAGUGAUGGGCACUUUGUGUUUAAAAGAAAGGAGGCAGGAAAUGAGACUGUCAGUUCCAAUGAUGUAGGCGUUUCCUUGUAGAUAUUUUUUUUUAGAGGAGAUAAUGAACAGUUCCAGGCCUGGAACAAUGCCAUGACAGGCAGGAAAGAGGGUGGGACAGCAACGCGAUCAACAGCUUGGUAAAGAUAGGCUCUGCUGACUGUCAGUGUUGGACAGAUGGAGGAAAGAAGGAGCUGCAGAGGUGAGGACGCUUCAGGAGAUGAAGGAAAUUAGAGGAGGACGAGGAGACAUGGUGAAGAGGAAAGGUGUGGGAAUGAUGUGACUGUCGCACAUUCGGUGUUGCACGUUGUAACCACCGGACUGAAUCCUUGUGUCAAGAAUUGGCACUGAAAAAAACCCGACCGAACCCUCGUGUUCCCACUUGUUUUUUUGGCUGUUCUCGUUAAAAGUUAAUAAAUAAAGUCUGUGUCUGAGGUGAUCUUAGGGCGUCGUUGUCAGUGUGUGUGCAGGUGUGGAGGUGAAGUACAGACAGUUACCACAGAUGGAUGAUGUCUCUCUGUCUCUCUGUCUCUCAUUAAGGUUGGUAUCGAGAUUCCAUGCAGAUUUAUAGCCAUCUAUCAUUUCAACACAACCUUGACAUUUCCUCUCGGCCAGGCUCACAGCAGCGUUUAUUGAGACAUUACACUGCCAUCUAGCGGGGAAAAAAUAAAAAUAAAACUAACCGGGCAAUAUGUAACUGUUGAGCCUGGAGACUAUCUGAGACAUACACACUUGUCAUUUUAUAUUUCAGAACGUGUAAUAUAUACAACACAAGGCCGACUUUGUAAUCGAACGGUAUUAAAACUUUUACAUUUUAAAUGACUUUUUUUUUUUUUACUAUUUAAAAUAAUGUCAUUCAGCUCUACCUUUUAUCUGCUGCAACAAAAUAUCAUCAGGCACAAAAGUAAAAAGCAACAAACAACAGCAGUGAGAUAUGAGCCGCUCCGGUCUCAUUUUUUUCUGCUGUAGUGUUCGGCUUUAACACCAAAUCUCCUAGCAACAGAGGCCUGUAACCCAUACAACCACAACAGAGCAGAGAGGUGAACCGGUGCCACCGACGACACAGCAGUUGCUCCCAGCCGGGGGGAUUUUUCAAUCCAUCACUGACAGUUCUUGGUGAAGGUUUCUAUUACGGCUGUCGCAGACGGAUGAUUCAGGGAGAAAAGUCAUGUCAGCUGAUGGAGCAGCGGGCACGCCGUCCGGUGACACGCUUGGGUUUAUACACAGAGAAAACACACAUGGCAGAGGAAAAGUUCACUUCACUCCUUUCCUCAGAGGUCCUAGUGCCACCGGCUACACAGCCAAUCAGAGGCCUGCUGUGUAUUACACACCCCACCUGGAUCACACUGACAAUCCUCAGCUAGGCCUCCUGCUGUCUGACUCUUUCACGUCUCAAACCAAACGCCACUAUCAGAGCCACGUCAGCUCGGAUCGUUCGAACCCGUUACCGAACCUGUUCAACAACCGGAGAGACGGUGGCUUCCAUCAGCUGAAGACUCACCAGAGAACUGUGUCCAGCAGUGACGAGACGGAGUACCAGCAGUUUUUUGUGCCUCACCAUCUCACAUCAAAAGCGUCUGUCAAACAUGUGUCUAUUGGACCUAAAGUACCAACUGGUUUUACUGAGGGAGCGGACCUUCACUUCAUCACCUUCCAAGACAAGAAAAGCAGCCUGACAUGUCGGGAACCUCAACGCUCCUCAGUGAUGAAAAGUGACUUUGUUCGUUCACCGUUCGUGCAGGCCACUGAGGCGACGCCAGGCCUGCGCCACCGUUCAUGUCGUGAGACAGGAUUCAGCCGAGACACCGUAGCUCCAAUGGUUCGUCCACAGACACCCGUCUCUGCUCCACCUCAGAUGAGAACCUCCGCUGCGGGACUGAAGUCAAUAAGCAGAAAAGAGCCCACUGGGUUUCUUCUCAAUGGCCCAAACAACCAGGUUUUCCCAAAUGCACCCUUCGGUGUUCCACACUUCACUACACAUUAUAAGAGCACUUUCACUCAUGGCGCUGACUGGAAAUCUGGUCGCACUGAUGCCGGAAUCAUCCCAAAAAUGGACAACGCCUUCAACCACAGGGACACUGACAGGUUCAUCAUCAAAGGUCGAAACGUAGCACGCAUCAAGGCUUGAUUUCGUGUCUGCUUGUGGGAUCCUCUCUUAAAGUGAGGAUUUGCAUGGAUGUCUUUUGUGAAUUUCGGUAAAACAGAACAAUUGGUUCAUUUUUGAAUUCUGAAGUGUUCGCUUUCUUCCGCCUCAGCUUGGUUUCCUAAUCGUUUUGUCAAUGCCUGACAUCCUGCCAGUCGUACAGUUGUGUGAAAUAAUCGGUGUGAAGGAAGUGACUCAUUGUUUCCGACUGCCUCCCUCCCACUGACCUGUGGAGAAUGAGGAAUGGAAACCAAUGUGCAAAAUAAUUACCCUCCAACUAAAUAUGGCGCUGAUUUCCGUGAAAGUCUAUGGUGUCAGAUGGUUUACCACCCACGACUUUUAAAGGAACUGCAGCAGGACUCCAGUUGAGUGCUUCCUAAGAAACCAUGUAAAUCACAGGUCCUCAUCUUGGCACCAAAGACUGUUGGCACCAAGGGGGUCAUUUUUCUUGUAUUUUCUUUAUACGCAAAGUCUGUUUAGCCUUUGUGAUUUGAUUUGUUUCCCAAAUGCCCUUGCAUUCAUUACUGGAGGGUUUUCUUUCACCAAAACUGUGGGAUAAAACUUUUUUGUCCUACCAUGAAUGGUCCACCAAUGUAUUUCUACAGAAUGAAAAUAAAGUAACACCUUUCUGCUCAAUUCAGCCCUAGGAAUUAAACAAUAAUACAAACAAUUGCUGUAAGAAUUUUCUAUAGAACAAAAAUACCCAGAAGACUCUCUGU